Molecule: messenger RNA, 32213 nt
Organism: Porites lobata
Lineage: Eukaryota; Metazoa; Cnidaria; Anthozoa; Scleractinia; Poritidae
Source: the annotation of a GenBank genome assembly
GCAAAAGGUAAACAAGAAAGAGAAGCAUUUUCUGGUUGUCAAAGAGAAGUUGACGCGGUUAACAUUACAUUACAGGCCGGGAAAAUGUGCUUUUGAUUUUAUCAAUUAGCAAGGAUAUAACUAUAACUAUAGCCCUUACCAAAGUUUCUCCUGUGGUCGUAGAAAAAUGCCUGAGUUAAGCGAUCAACAACUGAAGGACCGUGUCCAGAAACUGGAAAAUCUGUUGAGAGUAAGAUCAAUUUUACGCUCGAUUUGUUUCUAAACGCUUUAUUCCUUUUGUGGGUUGAACAUCGUCUGGGAAAUUGCUUAUGCCAUUGAUGUUGUUUUCAGGCUAGAGAGGAAAGGAUCGUUGCUCUUGAAACAGAAAAUGCUAUGCUGUAUCUUAAACUAGCUCAGGUAAAUGAUAUCAAUUGAUAUUUCACCAAUACUUGUACCGUUAAUGCUUACCAGCUGAUAUUGGUUUACCAGCACGUAAGCAUUAUAUUGUGCGUAAUUUAAUUUGACUUCAAAUGGUUGACUAUUGUUCUAAAUGAAAUAGCUUCCUUUAAUUACCAACAGUAAUAAUCUCGUUUGAAUAAUUCCUGGCGUAAUUCCAUUUGAGCAACCUAGCUGUGCUACUUGUAGUCAGUUUAUUAGAAGGCUAUACUGUAAAUAACCAAGAAACGUGAAAUAUAAUUCAGAAUUUCCUUUUAGUGUCAAGGCUCUGUCAGGUCCUGCCGCCAUGAAGCCACGCACUUCAGACGUUUGUUUGAUGAGGAACAGGGUUUUAGAAAAACAUCAUUACAGACACUAAGGAACUCAAGUGACAAAGUUCAGGUUUGCACUAUAUAACUAUAUUAAGGCGCAUUGAGGAAAUGUAACCAGACUGACAACAAAGUAAAUUAAAUUAAAGAAGUCAUCAUCAUUCUCACACUUGAAACCAUACCACAGUCAGCAUAAUUAUUCAUUUUUAUUUUUUCCUUAAAAGAAGGGGAAAAAUGGCUAAAACUCAUCACAGUAGAAAAAUAAAAGCACAAAUUUUAAAUUGUAAAUCGGCAAAGCAAAAACAUCUAGAACAUCUUUAAGGAAAUCUUUUAUUUCUCUUUCAAGAACAAAUACCGAUUAAUGCAUUCAUUAAGCUUUGAUUUGCAAAUUUGACUCUUCUUGUGCACCCAGGUAGGUGAACUACAUGUGCAAAAAGCAUGCAGGGAUUUUCAUUGAAAAGACUUAAGUGAGUGCACACUGUAACUCAAGCUGCAGUUGACCCCUUAAAAGAGAAAAGCACCUUAUUUGAUUGUCAAUAUCAUUAGCAAAAAAGUAUCGGUAUAAAGACAAUACUUUUAUGUCUUCAACUGGAGAUACGACCACCAGUUUAUAAGUGGUUAGCCACCUAGGGUGAAGCUGUUUGGAGAGCAAAGGCAGUUUCUUCAUUUCUCAGGUAUCUCAAGACCCUGAGUAUUAAUCCCAUCCUGGGGAUCAAACUGGCAACUUCCUGGCUCUGCAGAAAAGUGCUUUUAUGACAGAACUGGCUCCUGCUGUGCCAUUUUUCUCUCUCCUUUUGUGCUUUGUUUCUUCAUGCACAGCCCUGCAAUCGCAUAAUUGAUACCUGUCUGGCUCUCAAUAAUAAUCAUCCUCGCAGACACAGGGGCGGUCAGUUGGGCCGGGAGAAAAAGUGUGAUGAAAGUUUUGUCUUGCCUUUUCUCCCGGCCUGACUGACUGCCCUUGGUUCUCAGAGGAUGAAUAAUAUAGGAAGAGCUUUAAUUAUAAUAAAGUACUGCAACAAAAUGUACAAUUUAAACCUCUAGGCAGGGCCACAACCAUCCCCAGUCCUCAGAUCAUACACUUUCAUUAUGGGAUUCCAUCCCCCGGCCUAUGCAUUGUUCAUUGCACUCACUCCUUUACCCCUGAAAUGAGCUGUUUUUAUAGAAGUACGACUUUUUUGGUCUUUGCUCAACUUGCUCUAAAAAUUGCAACAAACGAACCUUUCCUGUAAUGUUUUUUAUGAUUAUUUUCUCUUAUUACUUGAUGUAGUUGCUCUAUCUGUAAUCCAACAGGAACUGAAGCUAGAGUUGCAUGACCUGAAGAAGAAAGUAAAAGUUCUACCAGAACUUUUGGCUCAAGAAAUGGAAAAGACAACUAAACUCACAAAUCAGUUUGGAUCCAUGAAAAUGUCCAACAUGGAAGGUAAACUUAACAUUCCCAAAAGUAUCCAGUUCCUCUGUCCAAUUUAGGGUUUGAUUCCUUCAGAGUAGUACAUCUGAUGUGUACAGGAACACUUGUCUCUACAGUCCAAUUAAAAAUAAUUGCCUUAAAAUUUUGCCAUUCUGUUUUUUGAUUUGCUUCUGAUUCAUGUAGACUGCUUGCAGUCCGUCUUUUCUCUUAAAAUCCGUCUAGGUCUUAUCUCAUCCAGCGCGAUUGCAAACCGCGACGUUAUCAUUACAAUUGAGACACUGGGCUUACGCCCUCAUUUCUCGUGGCUCGCGGCUUCGCCGCUCGCGUGCUUAGGUUUCGCGUGCAGUAACUUUGCAAAGAAAAAUAAGAGACUGCUCGCAGUCUAGAUUCAUGUUGUCUGGUACAUGCAGCGGUCUCACUAAGAUCUCAAGAUGCCUGUUAGAUGCAACUUAUUAGUGGGCAGAGAAUUCACAAGAAAAGCUAGGCAAUUCUUUUGGUUCUAAAUUCCUUUAACUUCCUUUGAAAUGAAGGGGGUCAAGCUCAUAUACACUAACCCCCCCGCCUCCCCCCUCUUAGUGAACCCUUAAACAUGAUAGUACUUUUUGGCUUUCAUAAAUGUAUAUGCCACCAUUUGAAAUCUUUGCUUAAUUCUGAUGACCUUUUCAUUAAUUACUGAAAAAAUAUGUUCUCCUUUCUCAUCAGUGCUAUUGGUACUUAACAAAUAAACCUCAGAUACCAAAUAAGGUUUGGUUGUAUAAUGGCUUCCAGCUACCAAUAUACAUGACUGAGUGGACCCUCGAUGUAACAAACCUAUUUUUAUUAGGAAGUCCUUGAAAUAAUAAAUGAUAUUCCUCGCCAUGUAUAAAGCAUACAGAAGAGAGAAUCGCUACAACAAAACUCUUUUAAAGCGAACAUAUAUUUUGCCAGUCCCUUGGCUCUUCAUCAUAUCGAGGUUCCAGCAAAGGAGGCCUGAAAACUUGAUGUCCAGGGUAAAUGCAACAAGUAGGCAGGGAAUCAAACAGCAGGGAUAUGUUUUGGUUCUAUAUUUCCUUUAUUAUAUUCAUAGUAGCCAGGGAAAAUCCCCAGCCCCUGCCUCUUAUUCCUUAAUGACAGCCCUGACUUGGAUAUUUAUUCACCUGUUCACUGAUGUGAUGGCCAAAAUUAAAUUGAGGUCUAAUUUUUUUCUUAACCUAGGUUGAUUCUCAAUUUCCUUUGUCUCCUAGCCCUAAUUUAUUCUUUGAUGAUUUAGGGCUAGGAGACAAAAAAAAUUGAGAUUCAACCUAGGUUUAAAAAUUUUAACCUGAAUAUAAUAUUGACCUGUAAUGUACAUUUUAAUUCUUCUUCCUUUAAUAUCCUGGUUCUUCCUGUCGUUAAUCAGUACCACUGCUAUAUCUCUCUAUUGUUCCUCUCUGUAAACUGUAAAAACUAUUUUUUAGGCCUUCAGUCUAAGCUUCUCAAGACAGAGAUGGAAAUGGUUGACUUCCGACAAAGGUAUAUCAAAGAAAAGUCAAGAAGAAUGACAUUGCACAACACUCUAGUGGUAAGUUUCUGCCACAUAAUAGGUAGAGUUGGUAGAUUGAUUCAGUAACUGUUGUUGUUUGUUUACUUUGUUUGUUAGUUUUUAUUGUUGUUGUUGUUUUUCUCAGAAGAAAAGCUGUAUAGUAUCAAGGUACUUUGUCAGGACGACUAUUAACUAAAGGAAGCUUAAGUAGCAACGACGGCGACAGCUACGAAAACGUCACUCAAAAAGUGAAUCCGCGCUGCCUCAAACUUUAUCGCGCUUACUUUAUCUCGUUUACUCGUCAAAUUUUGGCAAUAAAUUUGUGGUGGAAUUCUAAAGGUCUGUAUCCAAGUCCAGGAAAAGAAAAGGAAAGUUGUUGUCUUGUGUUCCCGUCCUGGACAAAACAUGAAAUUAGGCACUUUCACGUUGUAGUCGUGCAACGACUGCUAAGAAAUGCACUUGCAAAGUUGUUGUUUUGCUAAUCUAAACCUAUUGCUUUUUUACCGUUCUCAUUGCUGUCGCCGUCGUCAUUGCUUAAGCUCACUAAUAGGGAGCUUUAGCAUCGACGACGGCAACGGCAGCGAAACCGUCAGAUUUAAAAUGAAUUCCCGUUUUUUCAAUCUUUGUCGCGUUUGUUCCAAUUUGCUGAAAAUGGCAAGUGUAGGCGAAUUUCCCUGGAGUUGAUUUCUUGAGGACCGCACUCAAGUUUAGAGAGAGAAAAAGAGAUUCGUCGUCGCUUGUUUAUGUCCUCCAUAAAACUUGCAAUUAGGCAUUUUCACGUCGUAGUCGAGCAAGGACGGUAAAGAAAUGUACAAAAAAGCGUGAUGCACGUGCAAAGUUGUUGUUUUGCGUAAUCAAACCUAUUGCUUUUUUUGACGUCCUCUUUGCCGUCGCCGUUGUCGUUGCUAAAGCUCCCUAAUAACUAUGACGUCACGGCCGCUAGUGUUUCUAUUUUUUAAACUGAGUAAAAGUAACAAGCUAUAACUAUCUCUUCUUUUUUCAUUUUCAUUGACCUCUAAAUGAUUUCUGUUUACAUAUCUAUUGUACUCUUUUGUCUUCAAUGGUUAUUCAAAUCUCAUAUAAGUAAGUUGAUUUGAACUGCUUUUUUGAUUACGUUGCUCAUUACAUCGAGGAUUUCAGAGCUGAUUACAUUGCUCAUUACAUCGCGGAUUUCAGAGCUGAUUACAUUGCCGAUUACAUUUGUGAGCUAAAGUAACGCUACGUAUACAAGAAUAAACGCUGUUGGAACCAAAGUUCAGUUUGCCUUUGCUGUACCAGUUAGUGGUUUGGUUAAAGCGCCGAGUUCCCGUUGAGUGUCCAAAUCGUUCGCCCGGAAAGUGGAAAAACUUUCCGCCACAAAAGAAAAUCAUUCGUUAUACCGAAUACUUCGUUAUAUAGAGGUUCGUAAUAUCGAGGUUCCACUGCAGAUCGUUUUCAUAGUCAGCAGCUAGGCAAAUUUGUUGGAACAAAAGAAUGUUUUUACACGAGAAAAGAGUUGAACUCGCACAGGGUUUUUGGUUUUCUAUUCAGCAACAUACUGGAACAAAAGCUAGCAACGUUUGCUAGGUCAGCAAAACAGCGUUUAUGUACAUUUACAAUAUAUUACAAUAUGAAUGAAAUUGCAAGGUCAGCUAGCGUCUGUUCAAACAGCAAGAAACGCGGACUAAUCACUAGUUUCCUAUUUCUAAAGCAAAACAAAUAUAUUUCGAAUUUGCAAGUCAGCAAAACUCCAACAGACUAAUGAACGUAUUCGCAAAUACCUAAUGUGAACGGAUGUCGAGCAGAAUAAAAAGAACGCUUAGAUUAAAAGAUAAACUAAAGUUAAUAGCCAUUAUUCUGAAAACUAAUGAUUUAUUUCUAAAAGUCAAUAAUUGGAGUAAAACGUGCCCAAUUGAAAAGAGUCAGGGGCAAAUAGUUUUGACACCUGUAAACACUGUUGGCUGUUUCUAGAAUUAUUGCGUUAACGAACGCUAAGUAAUCAAACAAAAAUGGCACGAGCGUUUUCGCGGAGCUAAAACCUCUUUAUGCGAAUUCAGUAUGAAUUACUAAAAACAACGUCAAAGCGAAUAUUUGAAAGCUAUAUAUGAAAUUAGAGGCAAAUAAAGAAUUCAUGGAAAAUCUAUCCUCACACUUUACCCCAGUAAUAGUAAAGUGUAUGAAAAAUAACGACGAUAUAACGAAACCUCGUUAUAGCGGGUUUACGGUCAAGUCGCCCGAAAGUCAUCUCACCCGAAGUUGAAACAGGAGCCGAUAAUCGGCUCCUGCUCGAAAUCAGAGUUAUGUGGCUCGUCGAGUCGAAAUUUUAUCAUGCUCAACAAUAUCCUAGCAUCCCUAUUACCAUUUGCGGCGCUUGUUUUUUCUGAUCGAAGAUCAUAGAACAAGAUUUAUUACUCAUUUAUCGCGCUUGUUUCGUUGUUAAAGAGCGAGAUAUAUUACACAUUCACUCUGCACUUGUUUCGUCUUAUGAUGGUUUAAAGAACAAGAUAUAUUAACAUACCCUCUUUAAUUAAGAAAAAAUCAACUUUGUUUCCUGUGCACUUCACCUGAUAAAAUUAAGCCGACAUGAUUCCGCAUUUCGGGCGAUUUAACUCUGGUUUCGGGCGAGAUGACUUUCGGGCUACUUCACCGGUUACCUCAUAGCGAAAAAAUUUUGCCAAUUCCUUGGCCUUUCGUUUUAUCGAGUUCCACUGUAUAAUAAACGAGCUCAUCAGGGAAGCUGGUUAAUCUGCAUGUAUUACUUGUAACUAAAACGGUUUCAAAGAUUUAUUGAUGGUGGUCCUGCUCCCGCUUAACAGGAAAUCCGUGGAAACAUCCGUGUUCAUUGCAGACUGCGGCCUUGUAUUGGCCGACUGGACUCACCUGGGGAUGAAGAGUCGCUUGGUAUGGCGGGAACACCCUCAGAAAAAGUUGUGGAAUUAUUGGACGAGGAGAAGAUAUUAGUCAAACCUUCUAAGCCGAUUGGAGGUCAGUUACAGAAAAAGGAGUUUGAAUUCGAGAGAGUUUAUAGCCCUGAGACAGAUCAAGAGUCACUUUUCGAUGAUGUGGCCCCUCUACUGACGUCUCUUUUGGAUGGGUGAGUAAUAAACGACGUCCUCACUUUGGCCCGGACUUAAAUCGAUUCGCUCGCUGAAUUACAGAACUCUAUAUUCCGGUGAACAUACUUAUCAGAGAUGUUUUUACAGUUAAGCUUGGACUCUGUCGCUAAGAUUGCUGAAAAUUGUCCGACGAUCUGUAUGAUCUUAGCCCCUGACUUUGAGAUAUUUUGUGUCAAGUUUUCCGUGUAAAAAGCCAUUGACCCACAGGUGCAGUUAUAGCCUUUUCUCGCAUAUUCCUUUUCUUCUCUUGGCUUAUACAUCGAGCGAAUGGACGAAAUGUCGGGGAAAUGUCGUCUGGCGAAUCGAAACGAUCUUAAGGCGAAACGACCUGAUGCCACACUGUACACAAAAAAAUAUUAAGGAGCUUAAGCAACGAAGACGGUGACGGAGAUGGCUACGAAAACUACUCUUAAAAAGUGAAUUCGCGGUGCUUCAAAGUCAAUCGUGCUUAGUCAAUCUCGGUCAACUCGUCAAAUGUUGGCAAUUUUUUUCUUUAUAGCUAAAUUCUAAAAGACGGUAUCAAAGUUCAGGAAAUGAAAAAGAAAGUCGUUGUCUGGUGUUCGUGUCCCCAACAAAACGUGAAAUUAGGCCAUCUCGCGUCGUGUUGUCGCGGGGUGACGGCAAAGAAAUGUACAAAAAAGUACGUUCUCGUUGCCGUCUCCGUCGUCGUUGAUUAAGUAAUAACUGACAAUGCGGGGUGGUUGUCUCUUGGAGUACGCCGGAGAAAGACAACACCUGCGCAUUUCAUCGUGGACUUUGGAAUGGCUCUGUAGACGUACAUGUAGUCUGGAAGAUUGUAGGCCGAUCUAUGUGACAGUGGAACUCUGCUGGCUUUUGCGGUGGAUUUCUUGUUGUCGAUGUUUCUCUUUCUCCAGCUCAGCUGCUCGUGCUUUGCAAUUGAUAACACGUCAACGAGAGAUCGGUCCUAUGCAACGUUCUGAACGCUUUCGAUAGGUUCGAUUUCCUCCGUUUUCUUGGGUCUGUCUACAGUGCCGGAUCCAGACCUUGAGAUAAGUGGGGGACCCCGGUCAUCUAGACCCUUAGAUAAAACAGGGGAGGGGUCUCCAAAAAGAAUUUUUUCGGGUCUUCGGGCCUCUGUUUGGUCUAAAAAUAAGGACCGCUCCCCGGGCCCCUCCCCUAGAUUCGCCACUGUGUCUAGUUCCUCCCCGUCGGGAGAGGAGCGUGGGGUCAUUUCGCGAAUAACGGCUGGUUAUCGAGCCUACGCUAUCAGGGUACGGCCUUGCUUUCUCCUGUCUUUCAGCAACUCAAUAAAGAGCAGCUACUACUUCAUCAGUAGCGCGCAAAGCCAAAAUAAUUUGGUCUUGUGCAUGGUGAAUUGCCAAAAUUAAAAUAUAUGUUGUAGUUAAUUUUUUUUAUCCCAGGUUAUUUUUAUGUUUCCUUUGUUUUUUUGGUAUGGUAAUGUAUGCUAAUGAAGUUGAAACAAAGAAAAACAUAACAAUUACCUGAGAUAAAAAAUUAACUACAACAUAUACAUAUUUUUGUUUAACUUGAAUAUCCUCAAUAUGAAGUCAAUAACGUUUGUUGUCAUUGAGACAAGCACUUGAUGCCGUGUGAAUUUUCGAACACUUAAUUGAACUGAUUGUGUGUUCGCUGAACAGGUAUAACGUGUGCAUCAUGGCGUAUGGACAAACAGGAUCUGGCAAAACGCACACCAUGCUUGGGAGUCAUGAUUUGGAUAUGGAGAUUGAUUCUGAAUCUCUGAACAAAGAUGAAGGCAUCAUCCCACGAUCAGCAAAGGAGAUGUUCAGGUGAGACAUUCAAAGGUUCCGUUCUCGAUUUCAAUUAAUAAUACUGAUAUAAAAUAUACGAUGUAGAGGGGAAAAACGUCUUGUCGCGUUAGUCUGCGUUCAACCAAAAUGUAUAAUUCCCGAGUUUUGUCGAACAUUUUAUUAGGUAAGCCUAAGGCUGAAGCUAAGAAAUAUUGACACAAGAAUGAAGAAUAAAAAUCUCGAUUAAUGCUUUUGUUUCGUAAAACCUAAUGUUAAAACUACAAAUUCCUUUUAUUUUGUGUAGCACCAUUCGCUUGCAUUUCAAGUGUAACUACUGUAACGCCAUUAAACUUCUAAACACUUGUUCAUCACUUGCUUUUUUUAGCGGUAAAUUUAAUGUAGGUCGUACGACUUCCUGCCCUAAAAUAAGAACUUUGAAGAACAUUUUACGUCCUAAAGAGAUUAUAAAAUACAGUUCUUUCAGUUGCAGUGAUAGAUUAUCUGCCGGAUUAUUCUAUGAUUUUAUAAAACCUGAUAAAUACACCGUCUAUUAAUUGACUAUUUUUAUUCAUAGACUCAUCAGUGAGCGUGAGAAUCCAGAUGAGAGCUACUCGCUUGAAAUGUCCGUAUGCGAAAUUUACAACAACGAAGUUCGGGAUUUGCUGGCUGGAAAGAAUGCUUCUAGGGUUAGUGCACUUUUGUCUUGUCUUGGUUUUGUCUUGUUUUUUCUUCUUUCUUGUUUGAUUGUUUCUUUUUCCUCUUCAAACGGAUAACGUCUAAUUUUAUGUUCUAAUUGGUAUCUAAGAUCAAGAAAUGUCACUGCAUUUAUGUGAAGGACACAUCCUCGGUUAUAAUUCUUGCCAGUUAAGACUUUCUCAUUAUAUUUCGUAAUAUGUCCAUAACAGCCUGCCGAAUGUGUCUCAUCUUCCAGCAAUAAAUGAGAGGAUUCAAAGAGGAAUUCAGAAACAGUAGGGUCACAGUGUAAAGUUGCAUUGUCUUUAUGGUGGCAUUUUGCCCAAGGAUUGAAUACAUCACUAAAAGACAUGCAUUUGGUAAAUAACAAACCAGCAACGCCAAGUAGACAAAGAGUGUUCCGGUUGAAGAUUUAGUUAACGUUGCAGCAUUUCGCAAAAGUUCCUUUUUCCUUCCAAGGUCUUGCCCUCGCUGUGUUGUAAUCUGCUUUGUAUGGCGUUUCGCGGUUACAUACAACUUACAGUAAAGCAGCGCCGCAAUAACAAGACAUAAACUGUCGGUGAUGGCGAAGGCAAUGUAAAUAAUUUGCCUAGCAGCCCAUGGCCUUGGUAAAGAAAUAGCUGCGCUAGAAAUCCAUAUUAAAAUCACUGAACCGACUACUAGCCUGUGAGUCGCAAGUUCCUGGUAUCUAAGGUGAAGAUGAAUGGCCAAAAAUCUGUCUGCGCCAAGUGCUAUCACACCAAAAAGUGAAGCAUGAAUAAGUAAAUUUGCCGCAACAAGAAACGCGUAUUGCGUGGCAUCAUAAGCGUGUCCGUUGUAAGAAAUUUGUUUCAAGUCCAUUAUGAUCAAUGCAAUGUGCAGAGGAUGGACAAGUAAGCCAACUCCUAGAUCCGAAACAGUCAGGCUCAGGAGUAAUGUUUUUAGCUGUUUUGGUAGCGGCAAAGCUUUUCUUAAGGCCUUAAUGGUGACACUGUUCAGGAAUAUAGCGGUAAAACAUAGGAGACCGUUGAGGACUGCGAUUGCGACGUAUGAUGAAUGGACAUCUUGAGUUUCUUUCAUUACAGAACUUUCUUUAGUUGUCUAAGUAGUCAUGCGAAUGACGAAUGACGUUGAAAGCUCAGCCAAAUCGUCGUAAUGGACAAACUAUGUUAGUCACGUUUGUGAAACUUACCUCGAUGUAAGCUGACGUUUAAGCGAAGGGGAAAGAAUUGUCACCCAAUUUGGCUUUUCGAGUUGAAGAAUCGACACAAAAGCUCAGUUUUUUUGCCCAAAGCAAGUGGACAGACAAGUGUUCUACCGUCAUUUUCUGCUAUUUGAAUAUAUUUUCCUUGAUGAAAACCUGCCAAUAUCAUAUAGUCACACCUGCAGUGGAAGCGUAUCAGGAAGGCAAAUAUUUAAAAAUUAUUCUUUGAAAUCGAGGUGAACAGUGGCUGAAUAUCAGUUCCUAAAGCCACUAUUCACCGAGAUUGAAAAGAAUAAUUGUCAGUCUAGUAUAUACACACGAAGUAAUCUCAACAAAACCAGAGAGGAAACCCAUUAAAAAGUACGAUUUGAUUGACGGAUCAAAUCACGCAAAAGAUUUAAAAUAGAUCUUUGCAGAAUUUUCAGACAUGACAAAUCACAAGUUUAUUAUUUCGCAAACAGCGUCAUGGCUUAAAUGAAACCGUUAAACUUUUGAAUUGUUUCCUUAUCUGAGAAGAAACUAAAAGUAGAGCUUUGUUGUUUUCUGUUGACUCGCCAAGUUUAUAGUCAAAAAGGUUUGUUGUGCCGCUCUUCGCAUGGAGUGCUGACAAAAAUAGCGGCUCGGUUGCUCGAGGUAAGACAUCGUCUUCCUAUAGCAUUCUUUUUCCUAUUAACUUGAAACAUAUAAUUUCUGUGAACAUUUGCUUUCAAAUUUGUUUGUCAUGAAUAUACUUCGAUUUUUGGGCCAAAUUUUUCUUGUUAGGAAACGCUGAGUUCACGAAACGGCCUCUUCUACGCGAACAAACGGGAGUUGUAAACAAUCUAUCGAGCCCAAAACUCAGCUACAGUAAAUGGAAAAGCGCCGUUUUGAAUCCUUCGAAGUCUUUUCUUGCCUUUAAAAAAGUCAACCCAAGGGUUCUGUCGACUUUUAAAAGAUCAUUCUCUAAAAAAAGGGAAAAACACCGAGCUCAUACAUUAUGCACUUCCUAGGAGGUGAAUGUUGUUGAACAGUCCGAGAUAGCCAACUAAUCAGAUUGCUUAAAUCACCAAGGUGACUGAGUGUGUAUACAGCUAUUUCGAGAGAGGUUGUCGGAAAAAAUGUGCACGCGACAAUCCCGAAAGGUAGUAUGGGAUAUGAUCAAUACUUUUGUUGCUGUCCUUUAGCACUCACAGACAUAUGUCCAUGGCCUCUCCUGCCAUUCUUUCAAAUUUCCUUGAAAAACGGUGAACUCAAAAACAACCCACAAUGCCUUUCGGGGUUGUCACGUGCACUUUAUCCGACAACCUUUCUCAAAAUACCUGUAUACUAAGUAUGUAUGUAUGCAUGUAUAUCACCGCAUCUGCCUCGAUUUCAAGUACGGCCUUCGAAGUCUGCGAUCUUUCAUUCGCAGUCAAUCGAUUCAGAAAGAAAACAAAAGAACACGAAUAAAGUGUGAUGUGGAAAACUUUAAGCGCUUGCGAAAUCCUGUUUUUCGGAUAGAAAGCCACGUUUUUGCAUGCGAAGAGUAUGAAUGCAAGUGGAGGUAAAAAAUUCCCAUGAAUUGAAGCGAUACGUUUCUCAGAAUAUUUCAAGCAAUUCCUGGAACUCUACGGUAAAUAAAGUCGGUGUUUUAACUAAAUUUGUUUUCAGCUAGGCUUUGUUGUAUUAAUUUAAUCGAUAAAUUGCUUUAGUUAUUAAGAGUUUUUCUUCAAAGUGACAAGGUUUGUUUUCCCUUGGUAGUAAAACGUUUUAUACACGACGAAAGCAAAGAUUGAAAAUGAUUUGAUACCCUAACGAAGGUUUAUGAACCAGUUUUAAUUUAAUAUUAAACUCGAUUGGAAAUUCACUCUUUCACUCUCUUCAACGCUCGCGUGCUCUUAACUUAUAAUACCCUGAUUUAUUCUUACUCGUGACUUUUAUGCAAUGAAGCUUGAUAUAAACACUUAUUUCGGUUCAAAGUUCAGUUUUUAUCGAUCGCCUUCGUGUCGUGUAGCAUUACAUGCACAGUAUGUGACACGGUUAAUGUCAAAUAUCAACAAUCGAAAUAAACUGCAACUGAUGCAAAUUAAUUGAAAUGCCAUGCUUUAUUCGCAACACUUUACUUUCCACUGGAAACUACUAGUUUAAUCUUAUCAUAGAACAUCAGACCGGCCACUCUACCAUGUUAAUUCGCUGUCUUGUUUGCUUGAGGGUAUGCAGGUGUCAUUUUUUGCGCAAAAAAAAAUUAAGCGGCCCGUGAUAUGAAAAUCAUGUUUGGUGAUGUUUUAGAUAAUGCGCAACAGCAUAUGUUAAGUACAACAUAAAAAAAAAGUAACAAGACAUUUUUUUGUUCGUAGUGACUCCUAAGGUAGCUGUUGAUGUUGUUUUUUGUUUUUGCUUUUUUUGACAAACUUCAAUCCAAAGUCAGUUAGUGGUGAAAAUGUUAUAGCUAUCGGACAAGGAUAAAAUCCCUUUUUAGGCGAUUAAAUAACAUUGAUCAGCCUUAAACGACCGGACCAUUUUUUAAACGGCAAAUAUUCGACGUAUUCUUUUGUUUUAUGUUUCCCUUAAGCGGUCACUGACCCUCCCCACAAACAACGUUUGAGGGGAGGGAUGAAAGACGAGCUCCCCUAAAAACGCCUGCGUGGAAGGCUAGCGGCCACCCAGCUAUCCUGCGAAUUCAGCCGUUUCACCUUGCUCCUCGCCGCUUGGGACGUUUCGCCCGGAGGAACGUCUGCGACUCAGCGACUUUUAUUCCAUACUGAUGUCGUAAAUCAAUGUUUACAUAAUAAAUCUGGUAUAGUCUUGGAGUUCCAAAUGUAAAUUUGUUUGAUUUUUGUUUCUCUUGGUCGAUUAUGGUAACGUUUUGUGUUCUUUUGCAAAUGAGCUCCAGCCUAGCCUCCCACGCAGGCGUUUUUAGGGGAGCUCGUUUUUCAUCCCUCCCCACAAACGCCUGCUCAACCGAAGACAACAUUCCUUUCCCAUGCUUAGCCAAUCACAUUGUACUUUCCAAAUUCUGGAAAGUUGACCUUGACCGCAAGGUAAUCUGAUAAUUACUCGAUCUGCAUGAAACACUGGAAAAACUUUCUAACCUCCAAUAAAUGUUAGAUUCACAGCGGCAAAAACAAGGUUUGAUCAAAUUUUAGAAUACUCCAUGCACUUCAUAACCUUAACGAAGGAAAGAAAAGAAGGAAAACGGCAACUGUAGGGUCACGUUUAAGUCUCGUUUAGCCUGUCAACACUUUAUUGCACAACUGUUUAUUGGUCACUUACCACGCAAAUAAAACAAUGGGAAAGGAAUGCUGUUUCCGGCUGAGCAGGCGUUUGUGUAGACUUACUACAAGUCGACCUCGUGGCGAGCGAAGCGAGCCUUGUUUGGCCGCCAAGCGGCCGACCGCGAGCAUAUGGAAUCCGAUGAAGGACUUUUUUGAAAGUCUAAUAUUCUAAGAAUAUUGACUUUUUUGUAAUGGUUCAUCACGUUUACAUUUGACCUUUGUGGCCUUUUGUCUUUAGUCUGUAAUUCAGAAACAGUAGGUAAAACAAUAUAACUACCACGUCCACCAAUCAGAGCUCCUGACCAGAUUCCGGACAGAUUCUACGUCAUCAGUACGGAAUUUCUGUCGCUGAGUCGCAGACGUUCCUCCUGGCGAAACGUCCUCAGCGACGGGGAGCAAGGAGAAACGGCUGUUUUCACCACCCGGCAUGAUCUCGUAUGAUUGUAAGAAAAUCAUUACUUGAGUGUUACAAAAGCUCAGUUUUUAAAAAGCACUGUCCAAGCGUGCUGACAGAUUACAAAAGUCUACUUACAAAAAAGACGACUGUAAUACGAUCUGUAGGGGAAAAGGUGGAUUGUAACAUUGACGCAAAAUAUUUGCAUCAAUUGUAAGUUGUGUUGAGUAGUUCCAAGAGCUAUUAAGUGAAACGUUAUUGCAAGUUGUCUGUUUACCUAAGUUGUAGCUUGUGAGGUAACUUCAUGUAUUCUCCUUAAUCAGUUCAGUUUGAGCUCAUUUUCUUGAUUUUUUUUUAUUAUUCUGUAGACGACAACCUCCCGUAAGAGACCACUUUGUCGUGCACUAAGGGUGGUCUCGCUUACGAGAGAGUUGACUGUAUGAAUGCUACCGUGGAACUUCCUGAGUUUGUUGCCUGCUUGUUAUCGGCCUUUUUUUCAGUUUUAACUUCUCAUCAUCUUCUUAAUAUGUCCAUGACAGCUUGUCGAAUGUGUCUCAUCUUCCAGCAGUAAAUUACAGGGUUCAGAGACGAAUUCAGAUAUGUCAGAGUCACGGUAUAAAGUUGCAUAGUUUCUAUAGUGGUAUUUUUUCCAAGUAUUAGAUGCAAGACUAAACGACAAAAGUUUGGCAAAUAACAAGCUAGUAACGCCAAAAUGACAAAGAGAAUGCUGACUGAAGACUUAGUUAUUACUGCGGCAUGUUCGACCUCGUUUCCCCUCUCCAUCUGUUGCACUUGCUGCAUUUGAAUCUGCUUCAUAUGGCGUCUCGCGGCUACGUAUACUUUGCAGUAAAGCAACGUGGCACAAACGAACCAUGAAACUUCAAUUAUGACAAACAUGAUGUACAUUAUGUUUACAUCAAUCCACAGCCUCAUUAAUGAAAUAAUUGCGCAAAACAUCCAGACAAAAAUCACCAAAGUAACAACGCGUCUACGAGUCACAAGUUCCUGGUAUCUCAGAUGGAGAUGAACUGCUAAGAAUCUGUCUACGCCCAGUGUUAUUACGCCAAAAACUGAAGCGUAUCCAAGGAAAUUAGUCGCUAAAAGAUAAGCGAUCUCCGCAGCUUUAAAAGUAUAUCCGUUCUCAGGUAACUGUUUCAGCCUCACGAUAAGAAAUGCGAUUUGCAGCGGAUGCACAAGCAAGCCAACUCCUAGAUCUGAGACAACCAGGCUUAGAAGGAGUAUUUUUAGAUUUCUUGGUAGCGCUGAAGUUUUUCUUAAGGCGUGUAAGGUUGCACUGUUCAGCAAAAUAGCGGUCAGACAUAACAGGGCGUUGAGGACGCUGACGGCGAUGUAUGAUUUUUGAAUGGCUCGAGUUUCCUUCAUUAAAGAGUUGUCUUUUUAGAAACGUACAAGUUGUAUAAAUGGGAAUACGGCUGGUGGAUGACAGCGAUCAGGAAGAGUUCAGCCAAAGCGUCGUAGAAAACACGCUGUGUUUGUGAUAUUUAUGAAACGCAACAUCACUGAACAAAUAAUUCGGUGCAUAUUAGAUAAAUUAGAAAAUAACUUGAGCAGGAAAACUGACGCUUAAGCUAAUAAUAAGAGUGACAAAUUCUCUUCUGAUUUUCCGAGUUGGUCAAUCGACAGAAACGUGCAGUCUUUUUGAAUACCUAAAGCAGGUGAACCUUUUAAAAUUUUCAUCAGUUUUAUACCUAUUUGAAUAUUCUUUACUUAAUGAAAAUACAACAGAAUCGUAAAGUUGCACCUGCAGCUCUUGAAGCCAGUUGGAAAGCACCCAGAAUCAAAACUUAUCUUAGAACAUUUGAUCGGCCAUCUACACUUUAUACUUCGCUACCUUGUUUGCUUGUAUUCAUGUCUUUUUCCCCCCCCAGAAAUUAGGCGGCCCUUGAUUAUGAAAACCGAAAGAUGUGAGGUUGGAUGAUGCGCGUGGAGAGCAUAUAUUAACUCGUAAAUAAAAUAAAACAUGGGGAUUUAGAGGUAUAGUCCGGGGCCAUGUGUAAUCCCGUGGGCAUUUCAUGAACAUUUUAGUUUCUUGAAAGAAAUCUAAAGUUUAAGAGGUGUUAAAUCGUAAGAAAGUUGUCUGCAAUUUUUUCGAAGUCGUGUAAGAUUAAUUUAUGCAAAUUACAUUCAUGACCCCUAAAACACAGGGUACUCAAGUCUGGCUUUGUUAUACAUAGCCGAAAUCACUCACAUAAUCCAAAAGAAACUGUGCACAAGCGCGCUUUUAAGUCUGUUCUAUCAUAUAAAGCCUCUAUAAUGCCUUCUCCGAAAAUUUAGAAUUCUUAGCUGAUGGGACUAGAUUUGAAGGUCCUCAUCGUCACUGUUAUGCGUUCUAACAUGCUUAACUGUGUCAGUGUUAAAGUUUCUGUUCGUACGUUUCACUUUACAUGAACCAGACAUAUCUGUCCAUUAGAGGUUGUGCUUCCUGCACGUACAGCUCAUUGUGAAGCAUGCGAAUUUCAUCGACACUGGAUCAGCUGGGUAAGGUGCUGGUAGGGAGUGUGGCUGGAACAGGCUGCAUCCCCAUCUUUUUUUUUUUUUUUUUUUUUUUUUUUUUUUUUAUUUGCUUUACUUAACCCAAUAAUUACAAUAUUGAACACUGCUUACACUGCUUACAUUAUUUACAACAUUCAUACCAUACUUACAAUACUGACAAUACUUAUUGCUUACAUUGCUAACAAUACUACUGUUUUCAAACAUUAUUACAUUUCGUAUGCUUCAAGUACACAGUUGCAUCGGAAGAAACUUAUUUAAGGAUAGUUGGUGUUAUUGAGGCAGGAUAAGCUACGGAUGAAAGACAUAGAGAAUAUCAGGGGCGUUGGGAAUAGCGCCAUGGUAGAAACGAUAGUUUCUACGUGAUGUCGUGUAGGAAUGACCAUUGUUUGGGCAGAACAUUGUUUGCUUCUGCUUGUGCUUGUAUGUUGUAAAUUGUCUUUAGGUGUUUGAGAAAUCCUUGCAAUAGAGGUAUAGCUUCUUUUGUUUUGCAGAGCCAGAUAUAGUGCCUGGCAAUAAGAAAACAAAAGUUGAUCUGGCGUUGAAGUUUAGAAGAGUCUGAUCUCAGGCCUAGUGAAACAGUCAUGUCUGCAGAGUAACUAUCGGGAAUAAUUUGGCAAAGUUUUAAUCGCGUUAUGAUGCUCUCCCAGAAGAGCGCCGUUUUGGGGCAGGACCAGAAAAGGUGUACGAGUUUUUCUGGUUCUUUUUUUUACAAAAGGAGCAGUUGGAGUUUUCUUUUACUCUUAUCUUAGUUAAGAAAGCGUUUGUUGGUAUUCUUCUGUGCAGCAAUUUAAAUUGAAAUUCCCUGAGUUUUAUGCUUUUUGUGAUUUUAUGAGUUAGCUGGUAGGUCGCACCCCACGUUAUUUCGUUUUGACCUAAGUUGCAGUCUUGAUUCCAUUUUUGCUGGCUUGUAGUAGGGGGGGCACUUUUCUUUGUAAUUAAUUUGUCAUACACCAACUUGCUUGCUUUUUGGGCUUUCAUUAGUUUUGUCGAAAAGCUUUCGUAACUAUUACCUUCGUUUGUGUGGUCACCUUGGUUGAAUGUGUUGCAUAGCUUUUUAAGAGCAGAAAUUAUUCCACAGUAUGCCAAGGGUUGGACCUUGAUGUCGUAUUUGUUUAAAAGUUCUGGUGGAGUGAGGAAUUUUCCUUCUCUGUUCCUUAAGUGCUUAACUUUUGUGAUGCCUUUACGAUACCAUUCUUUAAAGAAAAUAGGGCUGUCGUUAAUCCUUACAAGUGAGUUGUACCAUAUGCCUUGUUCUGAAAGCUGGCUCUCUGAUGUUAUCCUCUCUUCAAAAUUGAUUUCUGACCAGAUUAGGAGAAUUUCCUUUAAGAAACUGUCUUGCGUUUUGAAGAUAUUAGCUAUGUCUAUCUUAUUAAGGUUGCUUGUGAAAGGUAGGGUACACUCAAACUUUUUCAGUUCAAGAUCUAGAAAAAGUUUCCAUUUACCCUGAUUAUCUGUAUCCAGGUACUUUUUUAUCCAAGUGGUUUUUAGCGCUUUAUUGAAAGAUAGUAUGUCAAUCAUUUUGAGGCCACCUGCUGGGUAAUUGUUAAUCAUAAUAUCUCGCUUUAUUUUAUCGCCCUUUCCGUUCCAAAGGAACAAGUAAAAGAGCUUGUUAAUCUCGCUAAUUAUUUUUUUGUUUGUGCACAAGGGUGCCAAGACGUACACAAUUUGAGAAGCUACUAAGCUUUUCAGAACAGUGAUCUUCCCACUUAAGGUUAAUCUACGGUAUUUCCAGUUGCUUAGAAUAUUGUUAAUUUUUUCCAGUUUUUCCUUAUAAUUUAGAAGUACAGUGUUUUCAGGGUCUGUCGUAAACCAAACGCCUAAAGAUUUUACUUUGUUUGUUUGCCAUCUGAAAUUUCUUUCUGGAAGAAGAAUUUCUGUUUUUCCACUAUAUGUUCCGAUCCAAAUUGCUUCUGUUUUUUUUACUGUUGAGUUUGAGACCCGAGGCUUCUCCAAAAUCGUCGAGUGUGUUGAGAGCAGCUGAGAGCGACGUUUGUGAACCAUUUAAUAUUAAGGUUGUAUCGUCUGCGUAUUGACUUAUUUUAAUUUCCUCUUGGUUAACGUGUAUUCCUCUGAUAUUGCUGUUUCUUUUAAAAGCCUUGGCUAAGACUUCAACUGAAAGAACAAAUAGAUAUGGAGACAACGGGCACCCCUGCCUGACCCCUCUUUCAAUUUUAAAGAAAUUGCUUGUCCAGCCGUUGUUUAAGAAGCAGCUCUCUAUGUUGCUGUAAAGGCAUUUGACCCAGUUUACAACACUUGGGCCGAAACCGAAGUAUUGAAGAGAAUUUAUGAUAAAAGGCCAUUCAAUCGUGUCAAAAGCCUUUUCGAAAUCAAGAAAUAAUAAUAGCCCUGGGAUAUUUUUUUUCUUUGGUAAAACGAAUAACAUAGUCUAUUAAUCGUAUGUUCUCGCCAAUAAACCUGCCUUUCAUAAAGCCAGUUUGAUCACAGCUGAUGAGAUCGGGAAGAACCUUUUUCAGCCUGUUAGCCACAGCCUUUGCUGCAAUUUUGUAGUCGCAGUUGAGAAGAGUAAGCGGUCUCAGUUUUUAAUGAAAUACGGCUCAGCGUCUUUCUUGGGAAUGAGUUUGAUUACUCCUCUUCUUUGUGUGAUGGAAAGCUGACUCGUUUCGUGCGCAUAAUUAAGAGCGUUAAUCAAUAAGUUUGAUAUGUUUGUCCAAAAUACUCUAUAAAAUUCUGCAGGUAGCCCAUCAGAUCCAGGGUUUUUCCCUGUUCCAUGGUUUUCAGGGCUGCAAGGCAUUCCCUUUCUGUUAGCAGGCCUUCACAGUUGUUCCGUUGUUCGUCAUUCAGGACGGUGUCGUUUUCAUGUUUAAAAAAAUCAUAUGUGUCAAUUAAAUUGUGUAUAUUUCUGUUGGAUGUAUAUAGAUUCAUAAAAAAAGAUUCCCCUUCUGCUAAUAUUUCCUGAUCCGAAGUAAUAAAGUUAUUUUCGUCCACUUUAAGUUGGCUUAUAAUGCCUUGCUUAUAGUGUCUCUUUUCUAGGUUGAGGAAAUAUUUCGUAUUUUUUUCUCCUUCAUUAUGCCAUUUAAUUUUAGCUCUCAAUAUGGAACCUUUCGUACGAGUCUCAAUAAUUCUUUCUAACUCGCUCUUUAGAUCAUUCAGUUGUUCCCCAUCUUGUUGCCAUUCGUGUAGCGUUAGGCUAGGAAUGCUAGUAUUGGGUUGUCGCAAGACUUCGAUACCAAUGCAACGAGAUUAGCUCAUUUUGUCAUCUUGUGUACGGCUGCUUUAGCAGGGUGUAGCAAUUUAUCUACUUAGUGUGUGUUGCUAUAAAGAAAGAAUCUGACCUCUCCUAGGGCUCUCUCAGCUGUGUCGAUGGGAUGUACAACUGGCAGACGAAGCGCUUUAGCUUUAUGUACAUAUCAUCUGGGAUGGUGUCGCUGUUUCCUAGGCUAGAGAAGGUAUCGAGCAUCGGUAGUUUGGCUUUCUUUAGAUUAUUCGAAAAACACACUUUGCUUUUUCCACUGAUGGUGCCUGUCUGAUCACAUCCUGAAAAAGCGUGAAAGCCAGGUAAAGCCUUCACGAGGUCUUCUCCGACCACCUCGUAGAGUUGUCCUAGUGGAGUACUUCUUCCUUUUCCUUCUGUCUCUGCAGUCAAUGUAGUAUCCAGACAAAGUCUCUUGUAAGUCCAGAGCGUCAGAACGAGUACAUCUGUAUCUUGGCUUUAAAUGAAUGUGGACGUUUCUCCUCUCUUUGUGGUGUCUAGACCAUGCAGUACAGUAUUAGAUGUCAUGCAGUCACCUUUAGAAUUUACCACAUACAUCAUCUGCGAGUCUUUCUUGCACUCGAUGAGUUUUGUUGCAAGGAUUAUAGCCAGUGCCUCCUUAUUCUGGUUCCAGUUCAAAAGAUCUUUCAUAGUUGUUUUGUCAAUAACAUCAUCGACAGUAAUCAUUGUAUAUCCCUGCUCUGUUUGUAACCAGUCGUUAAACUGGCGCGUUACUUCCUUUACGGAGUAGGGGAUCUAGUAGUGGUCAAAUACAAAUGAACCUAGGUGGAAACAUUAGUCUUAGCAUCAACGACUUCUAUGAAAUGGCUUGCUAGGUCACGCUUGUUUCUUACCCACGAUGGCGUUCCCAGUGACUGAACUGCUGCAAUGGCAUAAAAAAUUACUAAACGCGUACUGAAACGGUCUGGAGAGCGAGGUUGUACUGUAGGCGUUUGUGGCUACUGAUGAGGUAGAAGGCCUUCUAGGAUGUUAAUCAGCUUGCUCUUGGCAAUUCAGUGUAGCAAACUACCAUCAGAGGAGAAGGGUGUACUCGGAAACUCAGCUAACUUAAAAGUGCUUAUGGUAUCUUCCAUGUGAAGAUCAGGCCUUGAGAGAAUCACAACUAAGAAACCUGUGAAGAGAGCUCUCUCAUCCUUUAAGGGUGCGAUUCCACUAGUUUUUUUGUUUUUCUUUGUUUGCCAAACAAACUUCCAUGACUUGAGAUGUACCUUUUGCUUGGGGCCUCGACGAUUUUUGCUUGAACAAACUAAUGUGCCAAAAUACGACUGACCAAUGUCAUUUUGCAUUAGCACUCCCUCCUUGAUGUAAUAUAGCAUAACUGCUUUUGUGAUGAUGUUCACCAGAUGACUUUCUGUCGCGAAAGGGUCACUCACUUAAAGCACAUCUUUAAGCUUCUGUAUAUUCUCUUUAUAGCGCUUUGUUAGCACAUCGCUUAAAUCAUGAUGGUGUGAUGAUGGAGCUCUUUGUAAUCCCACCAUUUCCUCAGCUUGCGCCGCAAGUCGACUCAGUUCUGGGGCCUCAAGGAACCAUCUUCCCAUGGCUGCUGGUUGCUGUGUCCUCCCCGAACCUUCAUCAACUUGCUGACGUGUUCUAUAGCAUGGUCCGGGCCAAUUGCACAGAAUGGGCGCUCCUUCUUGGUUAUACAAAAGUUUCUUUGCAUGAAUUCAAGGCAAAUAUCGGGAUCAUCGAUCUUAAAGCUGUGCAUCUGCGCUAGAUGUAUAUACUGGCACCACUCGUGCAAAACUCAGCCUGCCUUGAGCAAAGAAAUACCGUGCCAAAGCCUUGAGGGACUCAAGGUGAAGAUUCCAGUCUUACACAUCACAAACGUCAUGUAGUCCUGUGCAAACUUGAGUUAGUAGAAACACGGAAACUCCAUGACCUUUUCAAAUCACAAAAGCCUCUCUUGAAGCCCGUCGGUUUCCAUUGCGAUUAAAAAGUCUUUGAGUUGUGUUUCGUCCCUCGCUCACUUUAUCGACCUUGCUGGUAGAUGAUGUUCAUGGCAAAAGAUGCUAGGAUUUCACUUGUGUAAUCGGCUUCGCUCGCCAAAAACGCCUCCAUAUGCAAAUCACUUAGAACAGAGUCUGUUAUGAUGUGAGGUCAGAGUACGCUUCAUACGUUCCCCUUCAAGAAUCUAUCGCAUUGUAUUUGAGCCAUAUCCCCGUCGCUAACCAUUCUUCGUAAAAGCAACUGCCCUCGAUUGAUGCCCCAAGGGUGCGUUAAGAGGUCAUCGUGCAUGAUCAUGUGCAUCUCGCCGAUUCAGGAAACCAGGUCGUCUAACUGUGGGACCUUCCUAAACAUAGUAUACACCCAUUUAAUUUUAUUAAUGAAUGUAUUGUUUUAAUGCGGCAAAUUGAUAAUAAUAAAUAAAUAAAACUCCAUAAUCUUGGGGUAUUCUCCAGAUAAAUUGCAUACACAGUAGUAGUCGUCAGGUAAAUAUGCCUUCGCGCACUAAAAUCAAAUAAGAGAGGAAGAAUAACCUGAAAACAAAUAAGGUGUUGAGUUUUAAACCACGGGGAGACCAUCAAACGCAUGCCUUUUCUAGCUGGACUCAGACAGGAUUAUACCAUAUAUUUUCUGGUGUUUAAAAAUCGGCAGAGAACAGAAAGAGAACUUUAAAAAGCUGGAGAAUUGGACUCGUAAAUUCAAAGGGAAUUCAUUAAAAGAUGUAGUAAAUAUCUGGAGAAAAGAAAAGACGUUUCUGAAAUGACAACCCGUGUAUCUUGCUUUAAAUAAGUGGUCCAUUCGUUCAUUCCUUGAAACAGUCAAAAUGUGAUGUAAACUGCAGUUGUAAAUGCAUUAUUAUAUUUGAUUCACAAAGUCGCGAAUCAAACUGAAGGCAUUUUGUUGUCAUUCAUCAGCUAUAUAAUGACGUCAUGUCUAAUUUGUAUAAAACAGGCCUAAAUGGCUCUGGAAAAAUUGCAGACAACUUUUUUUCGAUUCAGCACCAUUUAAACUGUAAGUUUCUGCAAAGAAACUUCAAUGUUCAUGAAAUGCCCACGAGAACGAUUUUUCGGACACAUGGCCCUGGACUAGUAGUCCAAUCAAAUACAUUUUUAUAUACAUUUUUUUUUAUUUAUUCCCAACGGCUUUUAACGUAGCCAUUAAGGUUGGUUUAGUUUUUGUUUUUGUUUUUAUUAUUUCUAACUUUGCUAUCGGAAAAUAGUUGUUAACUUAAUUAAUAUAUCCUGCGAGCAGAAGUUUCUUUCUGGCGUGGCUUUUAGCAUUUUUAAAGUCGUUUUCGUGGCUUGUAAGUCGGUUAGUUGGUUUGUUUACGCCCCGAGAGAAACGGGACUACACGACUGAAAAGCGACCCGAACGACGUUAUGCCAGAAAAAACCCCUGCUCGCAGGGUAAGGCUAACGAAAAUUGUGCAUGGUAGGCGCGGCGUUCAGGCGCAGUAAGACUGGCUACAUGUGUAUUCGCUAUUCGUUGCAACAAUGAAAAAUGAGCUGAGUUGCUUUUACCUUUUAUCUUAAACGUUUCAGUUGCACUAUUUUGCUAAAUAUGUCCGUAACUGCUUGUCUGAUGUGUCUCAUCUUCCAGUAAUAUAUUAAAGGAUUAAACGACGAAUUCACACACUGCAGCGUCACUUUGUAAAGCCGGCGUUGUUUGUCCAAGGAUAACAUACAAGAUAAACAAACACAUUUUUGGGUAAAUAACAAACCAAUAAUGCAAGAAAGACGAAGAGUGUUCCGGUUGAAGAUUUAGUCAUUAUUCCAACAUUUCUCAGAAGUUCAUUUUUUCUUUCCGGCUCCUGCCCUUGCUACAUUGUAAUCGGCUUUAUAUAGCAUCUCGCGGUUACAUACAACUUACAAUAAAGUAACCCCAUAAUGUUUCUAUGAUGGCGAAGAAAAUAUAAAUAAUUUGCCUAUCAGCCCAUGGCCUUGUAAACGAAAUUGCUCCGCUAGAAGCCCAUACAAAAAUCACUGAUUAAGUCACUAGUCGCCUGUGAGUCACAAGUUCCUGGUAUCUAAGAUGGAGAUGAUUUGCCAAAAAUCUAUUCCCAAAAAGCGAAGUGUAUAUGAAUAUAUUAGCCACCAUAAGGAGCGCGUCACGCGUGGCUUUAUGAACGUGUGCCCCUCCCCCCUACUUGCCUGUUGUAUAUAUAAAUGUUUUAGGAGCUCCCCUGAAUAAACAAAGAAAAGCCGGGAUUGUUACGUCUUUUGUCUGUUGUUGUCGUUGUAUUUCUUUUGCUUCAAUUUUUUAACGGUUUACCUGUUUGUAUCUGCAGCUUGAUAUUGUUACCAGUAGCGAGGGAGCGACCGAAAUACCGUCUCUUGUUACCAGGUAUUUAUCACUGUCAAAUGUUUGAAAACGCUUGGAAAAUGGUCACAUAUGGCUUUCAUAGCAGUUUUUUUGUCGCAGACAAAAUUACCUGCGUGUCCUUAACAUUUCCGCAGUGUCUGUAGUACCAGCGCGAACGAUUUCUUGAUCAUUUGUAUUGUUGACGUGCUUUUAAAACUAUAUAGGAUCUAUUCAAUUAAAUUGUACCGUUUAAUAAACUUUACUGACAAUGCUCGUAGUAUAGUAAACUUCUAUACAGAAUACGUUCUAGGUAGUGUUUAUUUAAAUGGAAUUCAAUUAGAUUGUAUCAGUCUUUUACACAUAUAAGUAACACAGUAUGAAAAAUCCACCAGUUGAGCGAAGUCGGUUAAGUUCACCCCUUUGACAUUUUUAUUCAGAUUCAUUUCAUUAGAGCGUAAUGAAAACUUAAUUGAAGCUAACUUGAAAGCAGUACAAUUCAAUCAUUCUUUCUAAGAUGACUUUGUGACAAACCAAUUUUACCUCAUUUGCUUUUGAAAUAGGCAAAUUAAGCAACGGCGUCGACGAGCAUGGCGAAAACGUCUCUCAAAACUCACGCUGUUUCAAAAUUCAUCGCUCUUAUUCCAUGGCGUUCAAUUUGUCGAAUGCUGGCGAAUUUUUGUGGAGUUGAAUUCUAUAGGACUGUAUCUAAUUUAAAGAAAAAAGUCGUUUUCUUGUGCUCAUGUCCUCUAGAGAACGUGAAAUUCAUAGGCAGUUUCACGUCGUGGCCGUGCAACAACGGCAAAUAAAUGUGCAAAAAAGCGUCCACGUGUAAAGUUUUGUUUUGCUAAUUUAAACCUCUUGCUUUUGAUCCGCUCGCGAUGUCGUCGUCGUUGUUGCUUAAGCUCCGUAAUGGCAAAAAUAGGCGGUAAAGCGUGCUAACUAAUACUUUAUUAACGUUUAAUUUCCUCCCUUAGACCUGUAAACACGGUGCAAGAAGUCAUGACUGUCGUUUAUUAUGGCAUGAAGCGACGUCACGAAGACGCAACGAUGGUGCAUGCGCAUUCGAGUCGUUCACAUCUAAUUGUGCAGUUAACAAUUUACACUGUAACUAAUAACACCACCACGUCUUCCGUGUCGAGUGAUGCCGCACCCUCCCCCCCAGGAACUCCAACCAGAUCACGGCGAACACUUCCCACUCCCUCAGCUGGGCACAGCAGUAGAUCCCAGUCUCCCGCACCCAAAAGCAAGUCUGCGUCAGUGAGACGUUCACGGUAGGUAGCCUAUUUUUUGACAGCUUUCUUUAACAUAUUGUGACAAUAUGAUGCCAAGAACUUUCGCUGGUUAUUACAAAUGAACAUUCACUCUGUACUAUUUACUUCCUUCUUUCGACGAUUGUUGUUUUCCAAACGGCGUUCACCAGGCUUUAGUCUUUGCACUUGGCCAUAUGCCUGCGUCUCAGUCACUCUAAACCGCUGCAUAGUAUACCAAUCAGUAGCGGAUCUAGGGCAGGAGCCCGGGGGGCCGGGCUCCCCUUAUUUUGAGCCCACACUGAGGCCCUAAGGGCGAAAAAAAAUUUCUGAGACCCCCCUCCCCCCUUACCUGAAGGUCUGAAUCCGCCACCAGGGAGCAUAGGUGCCGCAGUGGUGAAAGCACUCGCCUCCCACCAAUGUGGCCGGGGUUCAAAUCCCGGCGUUGACGCCAUAUGUGGGUUGAGUUUGUUGUUGGUUCUCUCCCUUGCUCCGAGAGGUUUUUCUCCUGGUGCUCCGGUUUUCCUGCUCUCCUCAAAAACCAACAUUUCCAAAUUCCAAUUCGAUCUGGAACGCACGGACACGUUUAAACGAGGUCAUAUGAACUCUUAAGUGCUUCGUGGGUAAAAAAGCAAUUUACAUUUUUUUUUUUAUCUUUUUUUUACACUGCUAAUGGUCUAGACGAUGCGUAGGCUGGCAGCAGUGCAAGCUGUCUGCCAUCUAACACAUCUCAAAAUCUGAAAUGUUCUAAUGAUGUUCUUAGAUUGUCAUACGAUAGGCAAGAGAUUGUUGUUUUGGACAUUCAUUUGGUUCAUUUGACAUGCCACGUACUGUAUCCAGAUAAAAUCAAAUAAGCAGACAAUUAGCGUACGAGAAAUUGUAUGAUUGUUUGUAUGUAGAACAAUUGUCACAUGGGAAAGUUGCACCACGGUGCUGACUUUUGCAAAGCGUAAAAUCUAAUAGGCCAUUUCCAAGUUGCCUCAAGCCUCUCUUUCAAGGCGAGGCUAAGUGCGAAGCCAUUGACAUGAAAAUAGUUUUUAUUCACAUGCAAACAAAACUAAUUUUCACAAAAAGGGGUUUUGCGCUUAGUCUCGUUUCGAAUGACGAGAGUUUUUGGAACUUGUUGCCUGUUGUAAAUAAUAGUGUUACUACUAACAUCGUCAAAUUCUCCCUAGAUCUCCAGCACCUGGUACCGCUGCUGCUCGAUCCAGAUCUCCCUCCCCCACGCGGACAAAUGGUUCCUCCACUAACGGCAAACAGAGUGUUAAAACUAAACUACAGCUUGUCGACUUGGCCGGAAGUGAAUGUGUUGGUAAGAGCCUUAUUAAGACCAGGAAUUUUUUUAUUUUAAAUUGAGGGUGCUAUGAUUGAAAGAAUUAAUCGCUAGUUGUGGGUUUAUGAUUAACUUGGCUUCAACUGUAAGCUCGAUCUUCAUCGAAGUGACAACCUGCGAUAACUGCGCCGAAUUUGAUUAUGAGCGUGGCAAAAAGACAAGUUUUCGCUGCAUCCCAAGAGCUAGCUCGUGGUAUUUUAAUAUCUAGUCGUGUUUAUUUUCGCCAGUCAAGAACGCUGGGUUUUAAACUAGCAAAGCAAGUCUUUGGUCGGCCAAAUCUAAGAGCCACUUAAAUUCUAGAGAUCAUAAUGAUAUUUUUCAGAACGAAUAGUUUCUGUAUCUUUUGCAUUCUUCUUUAGUUUUGAUAGUUACACCUUGCAUGACCAAGUCCUGAACCGAUCGUAGUCUUCUGUUAAGAGUUCACAAACUGGACUAUGAAUAAUGAGUUGAAUAAAAUAUAUAUUUUAUUUAUUUAUUGUGUUUUGCUGAAUUUAAGGAAUGUCUGGAGUAACCGGAGCAGCGUUAAGAGAAACUUCGCAUAUCAAUAAAAGGUAUUUAUAGGUUUUGCUUUCUUGUUGUUGUUUUGUUUUGUUUGUUUCUCUUUCUUGGGCAAUUGAUUACAACUGAUUACAAUUCUGUCUCGUUUCUUGCGCAUGGAUUUCAGUGCAGCCGAAUAUUUAGUCAGUCUAUACGCCGAAAUUUGCAAUAUCGUAGUGUUUUAAAGUUCUGAAUGAAACCCGGUUACAAAUCCAGUCGUUUGUGAUAUCUGUGGUUGGUUGUUACGUGAUGUACCUCAAUUCAGACCAGACUGAAUGCCGUCCGUGAGUGUGAAGACUUUCCUCGAUGGCCACCUCGUUCCCAGGGUACUCUCGGCGUUCCUGCGGAGCGAGAGAUGAGUUGGAAAGUACCCAGCGAAAAAGGUUACCCUCGGAUGGAUCUUGAUGUAUCCAGUCUACAGUAUCUUUAAAACAGGCAGCGCAGCUGAUGCUACAGUUAAACCAGGGGUGUUGGGACGUAAUUUACGAGUGUGGCUAUUAUUUUCACCCCCUAAAACAAAACCUCAGGUACAGGCUGUACUUGACAAUAACACUAGUUAUUAGGUUGGCCACAAGGUCAGGCACACGUGCACCUCAUAGAUUCUACUGAUGACUCAUUUGAAAAUUGAAUUCUUUAGUCGUUGCCAUCAUAGAAUUUUAUGCAUUCCAAAGACUUUUCAUUCGGACCAAAUUCUUAGAAGUAGUAGACGGCCUCAUGUCUUUGCCAUCAUAGAAUUUUACCCAUUCCAAAGACUUUUCAUUCGGACCAAAUUCUUAGAAGUAGUAGACGGCCUCAUUUUAGCCGAAACUUCACUGCUCAUUAUGCUUUCAGGAAUGCAGAUUUAAAUUUGAUCCCAGUAGUGCAACGCCAACGGAAUCAGUUUUGAAAUAGUGAAUUCUUUUAUAUAAUCUAUGCGGGUGCUUUUGAUGAAGUUUGACCAUUAUCGUAUUAGAUAAUGAAACCAAGUUCAUAAGAUUUAACGAUGUGGGUCUCCUUGACUUUACCCUGGGUACCAGAGCUUUUUCUCGCGUACGGCGGGAAUUUUCGGUGUUGGCCGAAGGCCGACACAUCUUCGCCCGUAGGCCGAAGCCACGGCGGCGAAGCUGCGAGAAAUAUUUUUCGCGCGGGUCACUAUAAAGACUUGACAGAAACCGGAAACCGCGCUAGAAAAGUCGCUGGCAUCCAGGGUACCUUGACUUGUGAUAAACUCCGUCUGCGUAUCUCAAAUCCCAUUCAAACAGAUUCAAUGUUUUGGAUUGACUAAAGUCAUUCAAAACUGUGAGAUUCAUUUGAUUAGUCGCAUGGUGCAAACACGCCAUAUUGCAGAGAGAGCGAUGUAGCGAGAAAAAAAGGGAAAAAGCUGAAACUCAAAAAAAUAAUCUCCCGCCGCGUGUCUUCUUUCCUCGUGUGGGGUGAUUUUCACGCGCGCUCGCGUUUCGCUUGCUCUACUAUCUCUGAGGAAAAAUGGGGGACUACUCGUAGUCUAGCUUCUGCUACAAUGCUCGGUUUUUCAUGUGAUAUGUUUAAAUGCAGAGACCUCAUUUGUUUUGAAUUCUCACCCAACAACGUUUCUUUUGUUGCUAUACUUUACCAAAUCAACGCGCACUCAGUUAUGAUUUGCGUUGGUCAGUGCUAUGUUCGGUUCGAACAUCCGACAUCGGUAAUAUAACCCACCAGUGUUGGGCCAACAAUUCUGCUGGAGCUAUUUUAACGGUUACUUUGUUUGGUUACAGAUUGAGUGCCCUGGCUGAUGAACUAGGAACGUUAUCGGUAACCCACCUGUGUUGGGCCAAAAAUUCUGCCAGAGCUAUUUUUAAUGGUUACUUUGUUUGGUUACAGUUUGAGUGCCCUGGCUGAUGUACUAGGAGCAUUAUCGGAACAGCGCUCUCACAUACCUUACCGUAACACCAGACUCACCCAUAUGCUGCAGGAUACCAUUGGUAGGUUUGUUUAGUCUAGUGUUAAUGUGCCAGUAUUUCGAGACCCAGAACGAGCAGAGGCUAAAUAUUUUCGCUGUGUGAGCUGGCGUGCGAAAAGUUCUUAAAUGCCUCCAAGCCUCAUUUGCCGACAACCGUUUCAAAUCCGUCCAGACAAAAAAUCUGGACGAAUAAAUUCAAAAAAAACUGGGAUUUUUCCAUCUUUUUUGACCGGUUUAGAGAACAUUGCGUGAGUCUUGCGAAGAAACAAUGAAGCGGACCAGAGUUGUCACAUCUUUUUUAUUCCCGAAAUAUGGAAACAUGUUUCGCGCCAUUUUACGACAGACCUGACGAUUAAUUUUGCUUGCGAAUCGCGUGACGAAAAAUUUCGCUUAUGCACGAUUGACGAAUAAAUUAAAAAAAUUGAAGGGUUGUCUGCAGAGGUUACUUUUACGACAGACCGACGAUUAACGACAUGCAGCUCACGAUAGAAAAUUGAACAGAGGUUACUUUUCGCACGACAUGCAGCUCACACAGCGAAAAUGUAGUCUCUGCUCGCAGGGUAAUGUGUCAGUUGUGGAAACUUUUAAAUGUAUAAAGUCACGUGGACUACUGCUGACCUGUAAGCGUUACCAUGGGAGUGGAGAACAUAAGUCUCACAAAUAAAAGGUCUAAUGAGUUCAUGAGUUCAUGUCCUCUACAAGACGUGAAAUUAUAGGCACUUUCCACGGCCUAUUUAAAAGCUUGUUCGUGAUCGGGUUGAGGCCACAAAGUGCAUCGGUGUUGCUGCAUUUACCAUUUCCUUGUUGCUCAUAAUUCAGCUAGUUUACUAUUCCCCCCAAGAGCAUAUAUGCAUAAGAAUUGUUUUUGGUUUCGCCUAGGACGACUGUAAUACCAAGAAAAAUGACAGCAAUUCUUAUUCAAACUUUGCGUGUUAAAAGGUGUUUUUUUGGUUAUAUGAAAGUGGCGAAGAAUUAAGGGAAAAUAUCUAGACGGAAUUUAUGGGCUUGAGAAAAUCUCUUCAGAAUCUCUUAAGAACCCUACCAAGUUAGUUCUAACAUAACCUAGUCAUUGUGAGUGACAUAUUUCUUGUUAUUUUUAGGUGGAGAUGCUAAGCUUUUGGUAAUGCUCUGCGUUUCUCCUGCCCAGCGGUUCAUAACGGAAACUCUUCAGUGCUUAGGCUUUGGAUCGCGUGCUCGUCAAGUAGCUCGUGGUCAAACGAAGAAACGCCGGCCUACUUCAUUUGUUCCUAACAGCAUCAGCUUAGGUUUGUCAGUUCUUUGUGUGUGGUUAUACUACCUGCGAUCAAGCGGCCCUUCGUCCUUUUUUUUUGGCCUUCGCUUUUUCAACCUAACCCUAACCCUAACCCUAACCCCUUUUUCUUUGGCCUUCGCUUUUUCAAGCCCCCGAAAGAACGAAAAAAGAAAGAAAAGGAAGGGAAAGAGAGGAAAAAACAAAGAACACCUCAUCGCAUGUUUCCGAGACUUGGAAUUUAACAGUAAACCGUCAAUAAUCCAUUUUGGAGAUCUCCAGGCAUAUAUGAUAGCUGAAUGAAGGAGACAUAAACCAAUGCCGUUAGAUGUCGAUAACUAUUUUUCUAGGCUGCCGCUGCCCUUGAUAUAGAUAUUUCUCUUUAUUGCAGUUUAUUUUGAAAUACAGUUGAAACCCGCGACUAAGACCCUGCAUUUUUCCAAGUUAGCCUAAACAGGUUCUUACAUAUUAAAUGGUUGUUAGCACAAAUUUAGGCUGUUUAGGCUCUUAAAUAGGUUCUUAUUUUCUUAAGAAUAAAAUACGUUAAAACCUGUAUACCAUUACAAUUGCAGUUUGAGUAAUAAGGCACCUAUGUCUUCAAAGAGGAUCCUGAAUCUUGACUUAUCUUACCUUUUUAAGUAUGCAGAAUUUUAUUUGUAGAUUUUAGAAAAAAAGAACUUAUUUCAAAUUUUAGCCUAACAGGUUCUUAAAAACCAGGUUCUUAGUCGCGGGAUUUUACCGUAAUAUGCAUUCACGUUCUACUGCUUAAGCUUUCCUCUUUUACCACCAUCGGUUGCUGUUAUUUAUUUACUCAGUAAUUCUUUUUUUUUUUUUUUUUCAGAUCUCAGUCAGGUUGGACAGUCCUUAAGGAAUAACGGAAACAAUCUUUCUCCAAGAAUUUGGGAUCUUCGAGGAGGAGGACGUCGCAAAUCUAAUUUUAAUUUUGAUUAGCAUCUCGAUCAAUUUGAUAGCGCGAACAAAAAGUAGCAUUGUUAGUUGUUUCUUACUCUUGCCACAAAACUAUUCCUCUAGAAUUCCCGUACAUAAUUAGUUACGUUAAGCAUAGUUCUGUGACAAUGACGAAAACGGAUUAAUUUGAUAAGUGACCACCUACCCCUCCCCUAAGUCAAAAUUUACACUAACUUGUCACUUAGGGCAAAAUUGUGACGUAAGGGAGGGGUAGGUGGUCAGCUACCCAUGCAAAAUCCCAUCCUGGGUGCCAGAGGCUUUUCAUGCGCAGUUUCCAGUUUCGGCUGCGGCCUGCGACCGACAAAGCUCCUCGUCGCAGGCGAGAAAAAACCUCUGGUACCCAGGGUACCAUAAACCUUAAUUGAUUCCAAAAAUUUUCUUUCCUAUAAAAAUUUCAGUCAUAAUUCAUUUUGUACAUGUCUUGCCCAGUACGUAUCUUUCCAUUUCUGGUCGCAUCGUCAUAGAGACCAGAUUUUUGUUAAACGGCAGUUUAGUUUUCCCAUCAGCUCUGAACAGACUGUUGUAGCCAUAUCACUCAAACUUUACAUUCUUGGUUUGCCGCUAGUCUUUGCGGUGAUUUUAUGCAGAACGUUGUAUAUAGUUCUAGGUGAUCGUCCUUUUUGGCGACUUAAAAAACGAGAGGGGAACUGGAGCCGAAAUGUGUCCCACAAUUGUUUCUGGGAUCGUUAGUGGGGACGCGCUGGUCACCUAUUGGCCAAUUUUUCCCCUGUGCCUAGUAACAAUCCCAGAAGCCUUUGCCAGGGUUCAUACGCGUCUUGGAAACCCUUGAAAACCCUUGAAUUUCAGGAGUCCGAUUUCAAGGCCUUGAAUUUCGUUUUCGGUCCCUGAAAGUCCUUGAGUUUUUAUUGAACAAGAUCGAAAAUGUUCUGCACAAUCUCUAAACCCAAAACAGAGAUGUUAACACAAACAUUUUUUUUGGUUUUGAGGUAAAAUUGUCAUUAAAAAAGGUCCUUGAAAUUUCUAGUCAG